Messenger RNA from Anthostomella pinea, 5241 nucleotides. Lineage: Eukaryota; Fungi; Ascomycota; Sordariomycetes; Xylariales; Xylariaceae. The record is from the annotation of a GenBank genome assembly.
AUGUCCUUUAGAGGCGACGAUCAGCGCCGAUAUGGCCAUAUCCCUCCCGUACAAUACCCAGUCGCGAACAGCAACCAGCCUUCCCAGGACCAGCCGGCCUAUCCUGCCCGGAGGCCAAGCUUCAACAAUGGCGACGACUCUGCUGGCUUCCCGCCCGCCGCUCGCCCAGUCCACCACCCGACCUUGAACACGAGUGCUCGGGGACUGGGUACCGAUGACGAACUGUUCCUGGCGAGCCCGACGGAGGCCAACAGACCCAGCUAUGGUAGUCCGAACCCUGCCAUGUCCGGCUAUCAACACUCGUACCAGCCUCAGACGCCGCCCACUCCUUCGACGUACAAUCCACAGGCAUUCGCUCGUUCCCAGUCUACGUCUUUACCAUCCCACCCAAGCCCGGCAAAUCGAUGGGGACAGUCGAACACGACAGCUGCCCCUUACAGUCCGGCUGUGUCGACGGCAACCUUCACACCCGCACCGUACAAUCCGGCCGCCUACACUAAUACUACGAGCCCCCAGCGACAACCGACCUAUUCCGGACAAGGUAACUACAACAAUCAGAAUUACGGCUCGCCGACAAACCCUUCACCCUACUGGCAGCCUCAACCUCAAUAUGCUCCUUCACCAGUCCAGUCGGCACAAGCGCCUACUCCGCCAACUGCAUACACAGGCUACGAUCAGAUCUCUCCAGGUCCCACUUACCCGUCAGGUGGCAGCACAGCGGCUCCAUCACACACGAAUACCUACGAGCCUUCUCAAACCCAGUACCCCUCAACUUACUCGGACAACGGUAGAAGUCCACCGCCAACUGCUUACUCGUCUGCGACCUCUCAAGCGCCCUAUCCAACGUACUCGCAGAUACCGGUCGGCCCCAACUACUCCGCAAACGACCCUCACUCCUUCCUGAAUCUCGCAUCCGACUCGAACUCGACUUCGCCUGAACCCUCUCCGCAAUUUCAGUCACAAGCAUCAUCCGGCCUAGCACGACACCCAACCAAUGCGCCCCUUCCGAGUAGACCGUUUGAGGAACCCGGUGGGGGACUAUAUGUUUCUAACGGUACCAUCGUCCCGGAUGUUGGUCAUGAGCGUGUUACCCAAGACGACAUCAUGCAGGAUAUCGAGGCUGAACUUCGGAGGAGUAGUGGCCGGCCCACGGCGUUUGAUCAACGUAACGGAGCGCUGCCAGAGGACGACCUACAGAAUCUGCGCCGCUUGACUUCAAAUGCGAGCUAUCGCUCCAAUGCCACGACGCUGAACAGCCAAGAAGAUUCGUCCGGCGUUGAUCGUUACUCGUCCAACGCAUCGACGCUGAACAGGAACCACUCCGUGAAUACCUACCCCAUCAAAGAGGACGACGGUGAUGAGAGUGAUCCCGAGGGGGCAGCUGGUGCCUGGGCUAUGCAACAGGCUGAAGAUGAUGACCGCCGGUUUAGUUCGCUGCCAUACUUCGGACAGCCAGAAGUAGCCGCACAGACGCCCUUAUCGACCCAUAAAGAGGAACCAGGCAGUGACAGCGACUACAUCGGUGCCAUGGAUCUUGGUCUCAUGGGUGGCGGGUAUGCGGGAAAUCUGGCGUAUGACAAUAACCUUGGCUCGCCCCUAAGUACCGAGACAAUGGAUGGCCAAGCUAUGCCCACUCCUCGCAUCAACCACGCCUCUCAGAGAAGCCAUGAGAGCAACAUGUAUCCCGCAUUCGAACAGGCCGAUGUGGAUUAUAGUGGCACCGGAGGAUUGCAGUCACCGAGAGCUCAUCGUCUCAGCUUUGAUGAAGGCGAUGAGCCUGUCGCCCUUCACUCGAGACAGAGUGGAAGUGAAUCACCCCAUAAAGACGACUACCCGGAUAUGUUUUAUCACCCUGGUUUGUCGAAUAGACCACUCCCGGCCGUCCCGCCCGCUGGGUCAGACAGCAGCUCCAUGCUGUCUGUUCAAUCGCCAAACCGGAACGGUCCGCAACAUGGGUAUUCUCUUAGUGUGGAUGCCCGUCCGUACACUGGUCCGGAUGCCUACUAUGGUCAAAACGCACAGCAACUGCAGGUAGAAAGGUCUAUCUCACUAUCCAGUCACAGCACUUCGCCCCACGUCCAACCACCCGGCCGGUCCAAGACCGAUGCUGCCGAAGAGCGCAAUGCUCGACUGAGGCAUAUGCGACAACAGCAGCAUCUAGCGGCUCAGCAAGGACUGCCGUACGAAGGCUACGAGGCCGGGACGCCGUCCUCCGUGAACUACGACCUAAUCACCCUGCCAAGUGGGCGGCGAAGGAAGUUCCAGCCCGAAAAACUCACCGUGAUCGAUGUCCAAUCUUGUUCGGAACCCUGGGCACUGGGUGGCAUUGCCCAGUGGAUUCGAGAUAUGACGGAUGGCGAGCCCGACCUGAAGAGGAAAACUGUCGAAGACGGAUUGGUCAGGCUUUGUUGCUUGAAGGUCCCGACGAUGAACGUCGCAGAUGCCGAAACACUCAGUACUCAGCUUGUCGAUUCCAUGCUACAAGCGGGCAUACUGGUGCCCGAAGAGGAAUGGCUGAAGUUUGGGCAAGGUUCCAUCUCCGGCGUGCUAUGGCAACUUACUGGAACCGGCUGUUACGGACCGAAGCUCCAUGAGCACGACCGGGAGACGACAGGCAGGUGUUACUCAUACCAUUGCACAAGAACCCUGAAGAAAGCCAAUCUGAAUGAGCUUAUGGCAGAGGGUGUCAAGCCAGUUGACUGGGCUUCUUUCUACCACAUUACCAAGGAAGGCAUAGAGGGCAAGCCAAAGAAAGAAAUCGAGCGGCAGAAUGUCCUUCACGAGAUCGUCACUAGUGAAGAGCUAUACAUGGACCAGGUCGAAGUCGUGCGAGUUCUCUACCGAGAUCAACUUGCCAGCUCUACCCCAAGGGUUGUUGCUGAAGCCAGGAUGGAGAAAUUCCUCAGCGCCGUUUUCGGCAAGGUGGAUGCCGUUGAACAUGUCAAUAAGGAUCAUCUGCUUGCGCAGCUGAAGUAUCGCCAAAUUGAGCAAGGGCCAUGGGUCAUUGGCUUCAGCGACAUCUUUCGGGAGUGGAUUCGCAAAGCCAGAUCUGCAUAUAUCGAAUACGCUUCAGCAUUUCCCUAUGCGCAAUUCCUGGUCAAGAGGGAAGCAGAGCGCAAUUUUCUGUUCAAGCAGUUUCUGGGCACUGUCCAGAAAGAGGAGAAAUCAAACCGUCUCGACUGGACCACCUUCCUGAAAGCCCCUAUCACACGCCUGCAGCGAUAUCCCCUCCUUCUGAGCGCUGUUUUGAAGGUAAUGCUACAAGAUAGCGAGGAGAAAACGAAUCUGCUCAAAGCUAUCGAUGAGAUCAAAUCGGUUGUAAUGGAAUGUGAUUCAAAGGUGGAUGAGAUGACAAAGAAGGUGACCAUGAUUGAGCUAGACCAGAUGCUGGUACUGCGGCCCGGAUUCCACGCUGACCUCAACCUUGACCAUCUGGGUCGAGAGCUAAUCCUUCAGGGUGACCUCUCGCGGAUGGGUUCCAAGGGCGUGCGAUGGGUAGACACGCACGCUUUGCUUUUCGAUCACUAUCUCAUCCUUGCGAAGCUCAUUGUCUCGCGCGAUGGCAGGCAAGACAAGAAAUAUGACGUCUCGAAAGAACCUAUCCCCAUGCCUCUGUUAUUCCUCGAGAGUAGCCAGGAUGACCCUAUAUCGAAGCAAAAAGGCCUCGCCACUCCGUUGACGCGGACGGCGAAUUCGGCUUCCGAUACUAGACUUAACAAAGUGGUAUCAAAUGGCGAGCGCCCCGGAUUGGAGCAUGCCCCUGGAGGCUCUUCCGUCCAGUCCGUUGCCGUCACCAGAUUGAACCCUGUAAAUUCAGCGGAUAGUGAUUCGCGAAUCCUCUAUCCGUUCCGCGUCAAACAUCUGGGACAUGAAGUCUACACCCUGUUCGCGUCGUCAGCAUCAAUACGACAAGAUUGGUGUAACAAGAUCAUCGAGGCAAAGACACGGCAUGCCAAAGCUCUGCAUGCUCAAAACGCGGAACCAUUUCGCCUGCGCGUCAUGGCGGACAGCGCAUUCGCGUACGACUCAAUAUCCGCAAUCGGGAAGUACGUCGGGGGUGUGCACAUCCGUGGAACCCCCCUGGACAGAGCCAUUCGGGAUCUGGAAAAGACAUUUGGCCCUGGUCGUGGUCCUCCUGCGAUCUCGCGGGCGGGUGUCCAUUGUGCUACUGGUUUUUCUGCUUUUGGCAAGAACAUGGUGGCAGUGGGCACAGAUGUCGGCGUCUGCGUGGCGGAGGCUAGCGACCAGAGAGGCUGGACAAAGACUGUCCCGUCGGCGCGUGUCACACAGAUUGCGGUUCUAGAAGAGUUCUCCGUGGUGCUCGUCCUCUCGGACAAGAACCUCAUUUCCUUCCCUCUCGAUGUUGUCUCACCACCGUCAAAUUUCCCAGCUCCCGCACAUGACAACCCAAAGCGCACCCCGCAAAGAUUGGCAAAAGAUGUAGCAUUCUUCGCAACCGCCCGUAUGAAGGACCGGAUGCUGGUGUUCUACAAGAAGAAGGAAGCCAUGCACAGCGCCUUCAAGGUACUUGAACCAGUCUUCCAGAAGGCCACCGAGAAGAAGUCGCGUUUGUUUGGAGGCUCUCGAAGAGGCGGAGGGGGCGCAACAGAAAGCUUCCGCGACUAUGACGACUUCUACCUGCCCGUGGAAUGCUACUCGCUCAACAUCUUCCAGUCCUACAUUGCCAUUUCGACAGCCAAGGGUUUCGAGCUAUUGACCCUCGACAAGAAAGUUCCGAUGUCGAUACCGGAUACUAGGCAACCUGCGAUCGCCAACAUCGCAAGUCGUGUCAGGGAUCAACGGCCCCUCGGCAUGUUUCGCCUCAACGAUCAAGAAUUCCUGCUGGCCUACGAGGAUUGCGCUGUAUAUAUAGACAAGCAUGGUGACGUGAGCCGCAGUGUCAUCAUGGAAUACUCAGGCAAGCAAAAGCGAGCAAAAGGUGCGACGAUGUACGGGCAGUAUCUGCUUCUGUUCAACGAGGAUUACGUGGAGGUCCGAAAUGCCGAGAAUGGUCGGCUGCGACAGAUCAUUGCUGGCCGAGACGUGAGGGUCCUUGAUUAUGGUGUGAAGGGACCUACGGGCGGGCUUUACAACACGAACGGGUAUGGCUUGCAAGCCAAUGCCGUUGAAGAUGGCCUUGACUCGAAAGGCACGGUCAAGAUCUGCAUGGCUCACCCUGAAGUCGCAGGCCAGCAAAUCGUCCUGGAGAUGUUGCUCAAUAAUGGACACGCAGAGAAAUGA